GAUUUAGAACCUAACUUUUUGUUUCUGUAUCGGUCGUUCGUUUCCACACACCGACAUUAUAAUUACUGAAUCUAUUCCAACAGGUUAUUGGGAAGUUUUGUUACGUCACCCAACAGGUACGUCAUCUGACAGCUGAACGGUGACGUGAGUUUACUUUCUUCUUGCUGUCACCUCGCUGCCUCUCCUGUUGUUCUUUAGCCGCCCAAAUGGAAUCAUGGAGGUGACAACUUUAAACAGUUUUAAUCAUUAUUUCAUGGAGACGGUGCUUUAAUCAAGUGUGAGCGGCGCGCUGUUCCUAUUGGACCGCAGCCGCUCGUGUCCGACGGUUUAUGCAAAUGAGCUCUACCGAAUAUGGACACGGGGAAUGAAAUAUGGUGGAGGAGGCGAACAUGGAGGAUCCCAGCGCCGUGAGAGCUCCGCGGUAGAACUCUUAUUUUAUUUAUUUAUUUUCGCCCGUGGGGGGGGUGUUUCGAGAAGGACAAACUCGGAUGUGCUCCCGGCCGAACUUUGGGGGAAAGUUUUACGCGUUGGUCUCCGUUAUUCGCGCCGACGUCGAGUCCGUUGUAAUGCAGUGAAGACCCGACUUCUCAAACUCGGGGGUGGUGCUGCUGCUGCUGCCGCUGCCGCUGCUGUGGUGGUGCUGGUGGUGCUGGUGGGGGGACGCGAAGCAGGGCAGAGGGCUCCGGCCGGGCGCACCAUCCCGACGCGAUGCCGUGGGUCAGCGGCGGGAAGCGGACGGAGAGCGCCGAGCUGCCGCUGCCGGCGGGCUGGGAGGAAGCCCGCGACUACGACGGCAGGCUGUUCUUCAUCGACCACAACACCCGGCAGACGUCGUGGAUUGACCCCAGAGAUAGGAUCACCAAGCCGCUGACGUUUGCUGACUGCGUCGGGGACGAGCUUCCUCUCGGGUGGGAGGAGGUUUACGACCAGCAAGUGGGCGUUUACUACAUCGACCACAUCAACAAGACCACCCAGAUCGAGAACCCGCGGACUCAAUGGCGCCAGGAGCAGGAGCGCAUGCUGAAGGAGUACCUGGUGGUGGCCCAGGAGGCCCUCAAAGCCAAGAAGGAGAUGUACCUGGUCAAGCAGCAGCGUCUGGAGCUGGCCCAGCGGGAGAUGCUGCUCCUCCACGAGCUCUCCGAGGACAACCGCUCCAUCACCAGCACGCUCUCUGGCUCCUCCUCCAACUCCAAAUACGACCACGACCAAAUAAAAGCAGAGGUGGCUUGUAGGCGAGAGCGGCUCUCCAGACUGAAGCAGGAGCUGGCCCAGGUGAAGCAGGAGCUGCAGUAUAAGGAAAUGGGAGUGGAGACCCUGCAGGAGAUCGACAGGAAGAUGUCCUGCAGUCAGACCAACUACAAGCUGGACGAGGCUCAGGCCAUCUUCAGCGAGCUGCGCAGCAUCAAGAAGUCCAUCAGCACGGGCGAGAAGGAGAGGCAGGACCUCAUCCAGAGCCUGGCGAAGCUGACGGUUAACUGCCAGAACAGCUCGUCUGUCCACGAGCCUGCCGGCGAGGCCCCCGGACCCCCCGGGGACACGUGCUACCUGCAGCAGUACUGUGACACCGGCUCUCAGACCGACAUCAUGGGAGAGUACCAAGAUUCCUCGCACUUGGUGGACAAAGUCAAAGUCAACUGGCAGUACGAAGAAGCCAAGAAGAAGGUGCAGAGCGUUCAGCACCAGCUGGCGCAGCUGGACAGCGAGAGCUGGUCGGGCCGGGCCGAGGCGGACCGGGACCGGGACUUCAUGCAGCUCCUGCGUGAGAAGGAGGCGCUCCUGCAGGAGCUGGUCCUGGUGGGGAAGCAGCGGCACUCCGAGGAGACGCUGCUGCAGCUGGAGGAGGAGCGCUGCCGGGUGGAGGAGGAGGUGCAGCGGGCCCACGGCUCCCAGAGCCAAGGAGCCAAUCAGAGGAUCCUGCAGCAGGAGAAGAGGAACGCUCUGCUGAGGCAGCUGGAGGAGGCCCCCCGUUUAGGAGUGACUCUCAGGGGAAACACCUCCAACAGAAGCGGGCGGCGGGCCCGGAGAGUCUCAGUGGGCGUGUCCGAGGACGCUCUGGCCACAGACAGCGGUGUGUUCGAGGCCUGGGGCAGAAGAGCCGAAGAGUCCGACGAGAUGUCCUACGUCAAAGACCUGACUCCUGUGAGCGAGCCCACCCAGAUCCAACUGGGCCUUCUGUGGGAGUCCGCCUCUCAGUCUCUGCGGCUUCAUCUGCUGCAGCUGAAGAAUUUGAACCGGUCCCUCGUGAGAGACGGAUAUAAAGUGUACGUGAAGGUGCACCUGAUCCCGCUGGACGCCGGCCGGGCCUUCGCCUUCUACUGCUGCACGGCGCUGGAGCCGCAGACGCUGAUGACCUUCAACGAAGGCUUCCGCAUCCCCGUCACCGCGGGCGCCCUGGCGGCGUGCGGCCUGCAGCUGUCCGUCUGCUCGCUGGGACCCGAGGCCCAGGAGGAGCUACUGGGCUCGGCCCAGAUGAGCCUGGCUGACUGCGAGGGGAGCGCGGAGAUGGUUUACCACUGGCUGAGGACGCCGAGCGGCACGCCGGAGACCACCUGCCCCGAACAGAAGGGCGCCGGCCUGCGCAGGCGCCUGGACAGCCAGGAGGAGGAGCUAAGGGCCAGAGCCACGGACUCCAUGCCGUCCCGCACCACCCGAACCCCCACGGCCGCCCCCACCGUUCUGGGGAACGGGAGCCCGAGCUGGACGCUGCAGCCCACGCGCACCUCCCUGGACCUGGAGCUGGACCUCCAGGCCUGCCGGACGCGUCAGAGGCAGCUGACGGAGGAGCUGAGCGCGCUGAGGGAGCUGAAGCUCCGGCUGGAGGAGCCCGCCGAGCUCCCCCACUGGGCCCUGAGGGACGAGCGCUUCCGCUGCCUGCUCCGAGAGGCCCAGAGACAGGCCAAUCAAAGCGAGCAGGAGCAGCGGCAGGAGGAGGCGGCCGAGCGGAGGCUGAGGAAGGCCUCCAAAGAGGUGCUGCAGAUGAGGGGGCAGAGCCACAAGGAGCCCCUCCCUGUGCAGACAUUCAGAGAGAAGAUGGCUUUUUUCACGAGACCAAGGUUCAACAUACCUCCUUUGCCAGCUGACGACGUAUGAGGCGUCAGGAAACAUGAAGUAUUUAUCAGACAACGUGAGCUCAUGAAGUACAAAUACUUGUUUUUAGUUUUUUUCUACUCGGUGGCACAAAGAUGAGGGUGAAGAUUAGAAGGGUUUUUCUUACAAACACCAACACACUAAACUUUUUUUGGGUCACGCCUCUGACGAGGAAACACAUCUUCAGUCAUCAGUUGCUUGUGCUUACAAAAAGCUGGAAGACGGGAACAAAAGUAGCUUUGGACAAAUUCACUGUACUGUAACUUAUUUUAUAGUACUUUUCCUUGAAGGAAAUUUAAAAAAGACUCUUCCUGCUUUUUUUAAGUGUAGCUUUGAACAAAUAGCACUUCAAUGUUUUUACAUACAGUUAAAUGGAACUAUUGUCAGAUUUGUUACUUAAUUCUUAAGAGUUAUUUACAUAAUGUCACUUUGUAAUCACUUUUAUUACAGAUGCCAUUACCAUUUUGUUAUUAAUAUUACUUGUACUUAUACGGAGGGAUAUACGAGACACUGUAUUCAGAUUUUUUUUUUUAAUGAUGUCUGUAUAACAUCGGCAGUGUUGCCUCUUGUGAAGAUAAAAAAGAACCUAUAAACUGCGUCUCCGUGCUUCUUAAAUCGCCGUCUCCUUUUCUGCUCACGCAGCAGUUUCUUCCUAAACUGUGUCAGUGGUCACGUGUCAUUUCUUCUUUGUUCUUUUGUCGGAGACGAUGACCCAGUUUGGUCGUUGAGAUGCGGCCGAGUCAGCAGCUUCUCUCACGCACAAAAAAGGCCCGAAGGCGAAGAGACCGGAACAAGUCGUCUGUAGUGAUUUAAAGAAAAGAAUUAUCUUAUUGUUCCAUUACUGGAAGAGAGAAACGCUUUAUUUUUACUACUUUGCCUGUUGACAAUCAUCUGUAACUUUGAGCCAAUUUUACAUUUUGUUUCUGCAGUUUUACACGAGGCUUCCUCUUCCAAAAUAAAAGGUUUCAUGCAG
Gasterosteus aculeatus aculeatus (three-spined stickleback) is the source of this 4060-nucleotide messenger RNA. The record is from RefSeq and is a predicted model, not a curated record. Lineage: Eukaryota; Metazoa; Chordata; Actinopteri; Perciformes; Gasterosteidae.